Molecule: messenger RNA, 165 nt
Organism: Vairimorpha ceranae
Lineage: Eukaryota; Fungi; Microsporidia; Nosematidae
Exons: 1
Coding region: 1-165 (54 amino acids)
Source: RefSeq, a predicted model, not a curated record
AUGAAUCUUGAUGGAAUUGAAGUUAAACUGGACAGAAUGAUUGAUUAUACUUUGAUAACAACUUUGAGAAAGAUUGAAUUAUUAACAAAAAGACAAGUGUGUAAAUACUGCAAUAUAUAUGUAAUUGAAAAAGAAUACAAAAAAACACAGGACAAUAAAAUGUGA